GGCGUGGAGGGGCGCCCGCUGCGGCGCUCGGGCGGCGCGUGAGUGUCCGCGGCCCCUCGCGGGCCUCCAGCCAGGAAACCCUGACCGGACCGAGGGUGUCCUGGGUGCCCAGGCCCCGGGGGCUCCCCGAAGCACAAGGUGACCUGUGCAGGAGGAGCCGGGGAAGGCCCCGAGAGAGAUGGGAAGAUGGGGCUCCAGACCUUUGGAUCUUCGGUCCAAAAAUACUUAAAACAUUGUUGAGGACAGAUACAGGAUUGCCAACUUCCCAAACAGAGCGGAGACUUCAGCAUGUAGGUGGCCCAUAGUGGGAAUGGAAAACCCCUAAGAGGGAACUUUGGAGAAACACCACGACUUAACAGAUUGCAAGAACAGUAAAUGUGUCCUUAAGAAGACCAUCUUUCAAGAAAUACAGUCUUUGGGGGUGAUUCUAGAUUCACAAUGGAGGUUCCUCCAGCAGCUAAGUUUGGUGAGACCUUUGUAUUUGAGGAUGGGUUAGAGAUGCAGCAAGAACUUUUCCCGGAGGAGGACCUGGGAGACCCUUUUCUUCAGGAAAGAGGUUUAGAGCAAAUGGCUGUUAUUUAUAAGGAGAUCCCUCUUGGGGAGCAAGGCGUGGAACAUGACGAGUAUGAGGGCAAUUUCAGUCUGUGCUCAAGCCCUGUUCAGCAUCAAAGUACCCCCCCGGUAAACAGACCCCAGGAUGAUGAAAUCUUCAGCCAAACCUUCUUCCAGAAAUCAGACCUUAGUAUGUGCCAGAUAAUUCACAGUGGAGAAGAACCCAGUAAACACAAUACUUGUGAGAAGGCGAGCAGGGCGCACUCAGGACCUAAAGAACCUCACAGAACUGCACCACCAGCAAAACCCUACGCGUGUCGGGAAUGCGGGAAGGCCUUCAGCCAGAGUUCACACCUUCUUAGGCACCUGGUAAUUCACACUGGGGAGAAGCCCUAUGAGUGCUGUGAGUGUGGCAAGGCCUUCAGCCAGAGCUCACACCUCCUCAGACAUCAGAUAAUCCACACUGGAGAGAAGCCCUACGAAUGCCGGGAAUGCGGAAAAGCCUUUCGCCAGAGUUCAGCCCUCACACAACACCAGAAAACCCACACUGGGAAGAGACCAUAUGAGUGUCGGGAAUGUGGGAAAGAUUUCAGCCGGAGCUCAAGUCUCAGAAAACACGAGAGAAUUCAUACAGGAGAGAAGCCUUAUCAGUGUAAGGAAUGUGGGAAAUCCUUCAAUCAGAGUUCUGGCCUGAGCCAGCAUCGGAAAAUCCACACCCUGAAGAAACCUCACGAAUGUGAUCUCUGUGGGAAAGCCUUUUGUCACAGGUCCCACCUCAUUCGGCACCAGAGGAUUCACACUGGGAAGAAACCGUACAAAUGUGAAGAGUGUGGGAAGGCCUUCAGCCAGAGCUCCAACCUCAUUGAACAUCGUAAGACCCACACUGGUGAGAAACCCUACAAAUGCCACAAGUGCGGGAAAGCCUUCAGCCAGAGCUCGUCCCUCAUUGAACACCAGCGCAUCCACACUGGGGAGAAGCCCUAUGAGUGUGGCCAGUGCGGGAAGGCUUUUUGCCACAGCUCUGCUCUGAUUCAGCACCAGAGGAUCCACACUGGGAAGAAACCCUAUGCAUGCAACGAGUGUGGCAAAGCCUUCCGGCACAGGUCGGCCCUUAUUGAGCACUAUAAAACCCACACCAGAGAGAAGCCGUAUGAGUGUAACAGAUGUGGCAAGUCCUUCAGGGGAAGCUCACACCUUAUUCGGCAUCAGAAAAUCCAUGCCGGGGAGAAGCUCUAGAAGGAGGAGCUCACACCAAAGCUCAAAACCCUUUCCCAGGUGGAGCCCACACCCCAUCGCCUUGUCUGUAAAACCCCACCCACCUUCCUGAUCCCAGGGCCGAAUGGAAACAUGCCAACCCCAGUGCUCCUGGCCCCCCACACUUGCACCUGGCCAGGUGCCCCACAUGCAGCAGGUUUACUGAGUGGGCGGGAGGAUGGAAUAAUGGGGAGGCCACUGAAACAGAGGCGUGCCCACAAAGAGAGCUGGCCUUCAGUUGUUCACAUUUGACUCCCAAGCCUGUGAGAUUGAAUUUUGCUGUUUCUUCACCUUUGUCAAAAUCCAGAAGAAUAAAUACCCAAGGGAGAAAGUUGAGUUAAACACACAAAGAUGUCAGAUGAACUCUUUAACAUCAGCUGCAGUCUGGCACUUUUAGAAGAUAGACCUGUGCUCAAAAGUCCAAAUCUGCUAAAGAAAAAUGAGUUCAAAAGUAGAUGCAUUAACAGGAAAAUGGAAUCUUUCACCUGGCUUGGCACUGGUGGGGACAACCAAAACAGGUUACAGAAUAAAAGGAGGGUCUGGAAGGAUUCAUUUUGGGGUUGGGGAACAGGGUGGGGAGCCCCUGGCAUGGUCUCUUAAUCCCUGUUCUGGGUUAGAGUAAGGGUAGUUUCUGGCAGAUGGCUCUUUCACAGGAUGGUAGAAGUUUGGUCCUGUAGGCCACAGGACAUUUGACACUGGCUUUGACUCAGCCUGGCCCAAGGCAUUAGCGCCCUCCGGUUAUAACCCCUCCACAAGACUUAGGGCUCCCAAGACCACAGUGUGCCUUGGUCAGCAGCAGGGCCCCCUCUCUGCCCUCCAGUGCUGGGGGGACAGAGGAAGCAGGGUGAUUCAGUCAUAGGUCCCAGUUCAAAUCCCAGUUCUGCCCCUCCUGCUUGGUGACCUUGAGGAAGCUCCAAGGCUCCUGUUUCCCUAUCUGUGAGAUGGGGAUAGUGGGACCUGGCCACAUACCUCUGAGGGUGCAAGACUCUUGUUCAGAAUGAAACCACCCAUGCAAGUGCUUUGGCAACUGGCAGUUGAGGAUAGAGACCCAGAGGGACCCUUGUGCCACCCAGAGAGAUAUUUCCUAAAGACCAGAGAGGCAUCCCUGCUGGUUCCCCAGAUGGCAGGGCUUGCAGCCCAUCCUCUCGUUGAAUGAGGGCUUAGGCUUUCCUUCACUCCCUCCAGCCUGCACCCUGGGCUGUGGAUGCCCUGUGGGGCCAUGUCCCAGCUAGGGACUCUUUCCACUUGCCAUCCUGAAUCUCUCCCCAGCAGCUGUGUGGUCUGAGUAGCCCACGUCCCCAUACUUCUCUCUGUCUUCUCCCAGACAUUGUUCAGAAAGUACCAUUGCCUGUGUCCCGCCUAGACUGGUUCAGUCAGCAUCCCCAGAGGUGGGACUCAGAUGGUGAUGUGUAUUUAAAGCUCCCCGGGUGAUUAGAACAUUCCAGUAUGUAGCUAGUGUGAGCCCUAUGCUAGGCAUCCAUUUAGCCCCAGCAUCUUGCAAAUGUCAGGCCUGCUUGCCAUGAGCAGAGUUUGAAGGUGGCCGUUCUAUCUCAGUCCCCGUGCUUCCCACCCCCUAAGAAUGGGCUCAGGCAGUGCCGAGUCUGGCUGGUUGAUAAGUGCUUGUCUCAGAUCCUCAGGCCUUCGUGUGGCCCCCAGGAUUUCUAUGGUACUGCCUUCCCUUAGGCUCCUCAGAGGCAGUCUGAGCGAUUUUGAAAUUUUCCAAGUUUACAACUGGAAUCCCAACUCCAUCUUGGUAAUACAGACUAUUUCAGCUAAUCAGAAGCUCAGCUUGGCAGUCUUGUAUAGUUUUGAUGAGUAAAAAUGGACAAGUUACUUAGUAAGUGGGGCUCGGCAGCCUGGAGAUUUUAAGAGGCCAGGUCUCUACCUGGAGGGGAUCACAGUGGGAGUCCCAUUAUAAGAACAGCAGCUGCUCCUGUCCAACUCGUGUCUGUGUUGUGUGAGUGAGACCUUGAGCCAGCACCCUGGGUCUCCUAGAACCUACUGUACCACUGGCUAGACUGGCCUGCCUGGCUGGCCCUUGGGUAUUGUCUGCAGGUGGCCUGCACUGACAGUCUUCGGUCACUUACCAAGAAUGCAGAGAGAAUCGAGAGCCCCUGCUCAGCAUGGGUGGACAGCAGCCCCCUGCCCAAGAUCUACCUCCUUGGCACCCCCAAUUCGGCCCUGCCUUGGCCAGGUCUGUCCUUAUCGGGCAGUCAUCAGUUUCCUACCUUUGAUAUCUCUCUCCAUGUGCUUUCUGCACACCCCAGCCAAAUUGAUUUUCUUAAAGCAUCUCUUUGCACAUGCCACCAUUCUCCUUAAAACCAACCCUCAGGGGCUUGCCUGCCCAUAUGGCCCCAUUUCAGCCAAUCUGGUUUGCUCCUUCUGAACAGACCACAGAGAGUUCAUGCCAACCUCCCCAGACACUCCCUCCUCUCCCAGCUUCUCUCAGCUUAUUUUAUGCUGUUCUUCAUUCUGGAAUAUGCACUUUCUCCUCUUCCUUGACCCCACGCCCUCCUUCUCUUGAUAGUUUAUGUAACGUGGGGAUUGAGAUCCCUUUUCUUAAGGGUUGACGGAUUCUCACAUAACCAUGGUAGGACCAGGUACUUCUCAAAAUGUGAGCAGAACCUAGUCCCUUCUGUUCACAUUCCUCCACCAUUUUAUGUAUUUUUAAAUCCUUCAAUUUAUUUAGGUUUUUGAACAGUGUAAUAUUACAAGAGAACAUCCUGGUAAUAUUUUAAUUGUCCUUGGAUUUAGUUGUCAUUUGUUUUUGUUUGGUUGUCUUACAUUAUUUUCCUUCUGAUGGCAGAUGUUGAGUGUUGUAAAGCUCCAGUCUUGGUCUUGUUUACUAAUUGAAUGGUUUUGUCAAAGUGUAUGUAUGCCAUCUGUUUUCUUUUUUUUUUUAUUUUACUUACUAUUUUACAUUUCCAAGAUUAUUUAGACAUAGCUAAUCAUAUUUUUAAUGUUUCUAGUAAAUGCAGGUACUCUGAUCUACGACUUUUUUCUUAGAGCUUUUUCUGCACUCUGUCAUUUUGACAUGUGCAAAUUUUUGAUACCAUAUUAGGAAUUUCCUUUUGGCCCAAGUGCUGUUAUUUUAUUUUUUAUUUCCAAGUGAUGAAUGCAUAGGUCAUUGCUGUUCUUUCUUAUUGUACUGUGGUGUCAACAUUUCUAAGUGUCCAUAGAACUACUCUGGGCCUGAAGAUAUGAUCAAUUUCUAUAAAGCCUUUGUGUACUUUCCACAAAUAUGUUUGUACUCCAUCAGUUCUAUUUGUUAACUUGUUUUUAAAUUACUUUUAUUCAAAUUCA
This is a messenger RNA of Nyctereutes procyonoides (raccoon dog), 5109 nucleotides long. RefSeq names its product zinc finger protein 70 (gene ZNF70). The transcript has 2 exons. Gene Ontology annotation, biological process: regulation of transcription by RNA polymerase II. The record is from RefSeq and is a predicted model, not a curated record. Gene Ontology annotation, molecular function: RNA polymerase II cis-regulatory region sequence-specific DNA binding; DNA-binding transcription factor activity. The coding region runs from base 439 to 1788 and encodes 449 amino acids. NCBI's taxonomy places the organism in Eukaryota, Metazoa, Chordata, Mammalia, Carnivora, Canidae.